Cryphonectria parasitica EP155 is the source of this 1434-nucleotide messenger RNA. RefSeq lists its product as uncharacterized. Gene Ontology annotation, molecular function: transmembrane transporter activity. The record is from RefSeq and is a predicted model, not a curated record. Bases 1 to 1434 code for a protein of 477 amino acids. Gene Ontology annotation, biological process: transmembrane transport. Lineage: Eukaryota; Fungi; Ascomycota; Sordariomycetes; Diaporthales; Cryphonectriaceae. The transcript has 5 exons.
AUGGUAGCCCUCCGAGACGUGCCAUUAGCUCAUGGCGGACAGCAGGAACAUGAGGGCAAGCCUGAUGAUACUGCAGACCAGAUCACCCGGCUCGAAUCAGAAUUGCUCUUUCGAGAGUCUGCUAUCCCACCAUGGCGCUUCGCCUUCCUCUGUGUUGGCCUCUCCCUUGGCCUCCUCAUGGCCAUGAUGGAUGCCUCCAUCGUUGCCACAAGUCUCUACACCAUCGGUACAGAUUUUAACGACCUCGAGCAUAUAAACUGGAUCGCCCUGGCAUAUACACUGGCAUUUCUCGGGUGCUCCGUCUUCUUUGCCAGCAUGGCCGAUGUCGUUGGCAGACGUAACGCCUUCAUUGCAGCCUUUGUUCUCUUCUUUGCGUUUUCGCUCGGCUGCGGCUUCUCUCAAGAUAUGAACUCUAUUAUUGCGUGCCGAGCCUUUCAAGGCAUUGGCGGCGCCGGCCUGUUCUCAGUGACGAUGAUCAUAUUUCCUGAGCUGACCCCUCCGAAUUACACAAACCGCAUCGCACCUCUGAUAGGGAUGAUCAUCUCUACCGGUGGCGUGCUUGGUCCCAUCCUCGGCGGUGUGUUUACGAAAUACGUGUCAUGGCGAUGGGUAUUCUGGAUCAAGUCAGUUUCAUGGCCUUUUUGCCUCUUCAGAAACCAUGUCUUUGCGGCGUCUACGCUGAACACUGUCUUCCUGGGGUUUGCCUACCUGGCCACGCUCUUUGCGGUGCCCCUACGCCUGCAGGUCGUCAAUGGGAAGAGCCCAAUCAUGGCCGGCAUCCUGAUGCUCCCCAUGCUGGGAGGGACAGGUAUUGGCAGCGCGCUCACCGGGAUGUUUAGCAAGAAGCAAAAUCACCUGAGCGAGACGAUGACAGUCGCAACAGCCAUGGUCAUGCUAGGUCUCGCGCUGGAGACGACGGUAACAGACUCUUUAGAGGUGGAGCCAAAAUUCCUGGGAUUCCUGGUCUUCAUCGGUCUCGGCUAUGGGAUGAUCGCAUCCUCGGCGACGAUGUUCACGUCGCUGGAGUCGCCCAUUCCGGAGCAUGCUCCCGCUCAGGGUAUCAUCUCGCAGUCCCGCAUGCUCGGAGGAAGCAUCGGGAUUGCCAUGUCCUCAGCGGUACUUGCGGCUCAGCAGCGGACACAUCUGGUCGGAAUUGUCUCGCCCGCUGCCCUUGCGGAUCUGAAGGGCGCAGAGGCGAACCUGACUGAAGCUCAGCUUGCCGUGAUCCGCAAAACGUACAACGAUUCCUUCACCGAGACGAUGAAGGUGUGUGCGAUAGUCGCAGGUGUCGGCGUCCUCAUCACAUUAGGGACCUACCGCCGCGGCAGGCUGUCGAUUGCUGAGCAGAGACAGCAGCAGGUCCGAAAAGAGACCGAGCGCCGCCGUGCUGAGAAGGAAUCGGUGGGCUCAAAUGCAUCCAAUCGGUCAGCCUGA